AUGCAAGACUGCGGGAAUCGAGGUGAUGCUGAACAGCUGGCACUGCAACUCAAGGGGCUGCUGCGUGACAAAACCAUGACGCAUAACCAGUUAGCGUCCUGCUACAGCAUCAGUCAAGGCCGCAGCCUCGCCCAGAAGUUGAGGGAUAUCAGUCGAGACGACCAGAUGUCGCUGCUGGCCUUUGUGCAUGAGUUUCCAGAGCACUUCGAAAUCGUCGGCAGAAACCAGCUCAAGGCCAAACUUGCACGGCCCGAGUCGAAGGCGUCCGAGCCGCCCGCCUCAGCGCAAGAGCCAGGCGUCGCUCAGCCGGAGCCGCCGGAGCCGAUGCGCUACUCGGAGCUCUCGCGGAGCCUCCGAAGUCUCCUCAGAGGUUCUGGGCACGGGCCCUUGUCUUUGGACGAGCUUGACGCCCUCUUCGGCGAAAGGUACAAAACGUCGGUCUCUGCCGUGGCUGGAAUGUCAGUGGCGGAGUAUUUGCAGAGGAAGGACAGCCUGUUUGAGUAUGACCCCGUGCAGCAGACCGUAAAGCUGUUGGACAGGGGUGCUCCGGUUGCAGCUGGUGAGGUGGAUGAGAGUUUCGUUGUGAGGGAGUUCAUGCAACUCAUAGAGUCCUUGGGCCCUGUCACCUACAUUUCCACCCUCUGCGGCAAGUUCAUUCAGAGGAAUGGGAUCUCGGUGACUAGUGUGAUCUCCAGUCGACCUCUGGAAUUCUUCAAGCGGCACCCAGACUCCUUCCUUGUGUUGGGAGCUGGCAACGUCACGCUGAAGAAGUACGAGAGCUUGCCAGAAGUCCAACGACUGAUGGAGACAGCCGUUCCAAAGGCUCGUCGCAACGCGAAACCUGGGGACGUCGAGGAGGCCACCUUUGAGGUUCCCGACAGAAUCACAGAAGAACAUGUCGUGGAGGAGUUUCGACGCUUAAUCCUUGCAGACGGUGUGGACUCCGUGUACAUUUCAUCACUUUGCGGGCGCUUCUUGCAGCGCUUCAAAAAGCCGGUGACUGCCAUCAUCGACGGCAAGCCUGCAGAGUUUUUGCGCAGGCAUCCUGAGAUCUUUGUCAUGACCGGUGGCGGAAACGUGGGUCUGCGUGAGGUUUUGGGGGCAGAUGCCGUCUCGGUGCUGCCUCCACCGACGCGUGCAAAGCCUGUCCAGGAUGAUGCAACAGCAGCACUUCCAUCAGACUCGAACGACAAGGACUUUCCUGACACAGACCGCAUCUUCGAUGAAGAAGUUCAGAAGGAUGUAAAAGAGCUGCUGGAGGUGCUUCGUUGUCAGCUUGAGAAGGUGUCCUUCCUGGCGGUUGAUUGCGCUGUUCUUGGAGGCCCUGCAGGCCAGGGUCUGCACUGCCGUCACGGUGCCGAGAUCGUCCUCUUCGUGAGGCAGCUGCCGUUCAAAAACUGCUCGCAGUGGCUGCCGCAUCUUGUGGAGACGCUGAUGCCGGUUUUGCAAUUUCAGCUGGCUCAGCUUGCUACCCUCAAAAUUGAUUGUGUCAAGGCAGACCGAGAUCGUGUACAUUUCGAUCUUCUGGCAGAGGGGCUCUCCAUUCCUAUCGAGGUCUUGCUGUCGCCUGUUUUCAAGAGCCGUGCUCACCUGAUGGAGUGUAUUCGGGAUUCACCUCCAGAUGAGCGCCUCUACUUCUAUGCCGCUUUCGUGCGAGAAAGGAACGAGCUGAUGACCGGACAAAGUGCCGAUGCGAAGGCCGUUGUGAAUUUGAUGCUGUGGUGGGUUUCGGUGCAGCCAUGGUCAAUCGCGUCGGCGCGCCCGGAAAGGUGGCUCGUGCAGCUCCUGACUCUGCGCAGCUGCCGGAAGAUUCGGAGCGAUCGCAGCAGACUUGUGGCGGCCGUCCUGCGGAGCUUUGCGGAUCUGGCGUCACUGAAGGAGACCUGGGAAGACACAGACACAUCUCUGUGUCUCUACGUCUCCCAGGAUGUGUGGAAACCUUUGCUUGGACAGAGGCCUCUGCUCAUGGAUCCAGUAAAUCCGUUCUGCAAUCUCCUCGAUGGUUUCGAUGCUAGCGAGCUGAUGAAGUAUGCUCAGCCGCCGGUGUGUUGGAGUGGGUUCAGCGGCCAUGCAGCAGGCCGGCCAGGCGGAUCGGGCUGUACAUCGUCGCAGGAAUAG
Symbiodinium sp. CCMP2592 is the source of this 2118-nucleotide messenger RNA. The record is from the annotation of a GenBank genome assembly. NCBI's taxonomy places the organism in Eukaryota, Dinophyceae, Suessiales, Symbiodiniaceae.